CUUGGCGCUGGGACUCCACUCAACUUGGUGAUCAUUGAUAUGGAAUUUAGGUGGUAACCUUCAUCGAUUUUAGAAGAAGAUAGCUUCGGAUUUAGAAGGAUUGAUCUCCAUCGAGAGUACCAACAGAGCAGUUUCGGCAGGAAGUUCCUAAUAUGGAUCCCCGCAUAAACUAUACAUAUGUGGGAGCUAAUUAAGGCAACGUCAUCGGCAUACAUUGCCAUAGUAACUCUAGGACAAGAUGGUAUGUCGCUACAAUAGAGAUUGAAGAGAGUAGGAGAUAGUAUCUGUUCUUAUCAGCGUUCAACGUUAAACUAGUGUAUUCCUAUGAAAGCAUUUAUAAGACUGGAUUAAUAAACCUGACGUUGGCGUUCGCGUCCGCGCCGACAAUGUAAAGGGGUGUAUUCCUAUGGAAGCAUAUAUAAACGCGGAUGGCGUCUGCGUCGGCGUUCGAGAUGGUUCAAAUCGAACUUUCUGCCCGGUGUUGUCGCAACGCGACAGCGAAUCAGAAUGCGUUAUUGGAUCACGUGACUUUUGUUUAUAUUUUUUAUUAUAUAUAUUUUAUAAACAAACCAAAUUUGACAGAUGACAGCGUGAACACGAACGCCAACGAACGGGUACUUUCGUAGCCAGCGCGAACGCUGGCACAAGAGCGGACGUGAACGCCAACGUCGAGUAAAAGAGGUUAUUUGUUUUCGAAUGUGCAAUUUCUUCGUUUGUGAGUUGUUGAGUUCAAUUUGAGUUUUAACUUGAGUUUACUUCAAUUUAUUUCAUAAAUAUGGAAGGUGAAAGUUUUAACUUAUCUCAUUUAAUUGCACAAAUACAACUUUAUCCAUACUUGUACGAUACGACAGACAAACGGUACAAGGACGCCAAAUUGAAAAAUAGAACGUGGAGGGAAAUUGCCCGAACUCUACAUUCUACAGCCUUAAUAUGUCAAAAGAGUUGGAAGAGCCUGAGGGACAGAUUCGUCAAAAAACGAAAAGCAAUAGCGUCAGGAUCUGAUGCUGGUUCUAACUGGGAAUAUUAUCAAGAAAUGUUGUUUUACGAGAGCUACUCAAAGCCCAGAAUAACAUAUGGAAAUAUUUGGAAAGAGCAAACUGACAGCAUAUCAUCAUCUGAUGUAUCUGGGUGGUCCUCAAUAGAUGUAGUGUCACCCACAGGUUUGUCAGAAGAUGAAAAGUAUGCAAUUCCUGACUCCAUAAGAGAGGACAGUCCUGGAUCUGGGAGAGAAGACACUCCUAGAUCUGCAAUAGAGGAGACACAAAAGAGAAAACGAAAACAAAGCGAUGAAACUUCCGACUUAAUUGAUAUGACGAAACAAAUUUAUGAGAAGCUAGUUGAAAGACUGGAACCAAAUGCAAAUUCAAAAUUUGCAGAAUUUGUAGCUUUAAGAUUAAACCAGAUGCCAGAAGAGGAAGCCAAGGAAAAGAGAAAACAAAUUAUGAUGAUAAUUGAAAAUUAAAUAUACCAAUAUUUUUA
Aethina tumida (small hive beetle) is the source of this 1479-nucleotide messenger RNA. RefSeq lists its product as uncharacterized. Gene Ontology annotation, cellular component: nucleus; transcription regulator complex. The record is from RefSeq and is a predicted model, not a curated record. The coding region runs from base 776 to 1462 and encodes 228 amino acids. NCBI's taxonomy places the organism in Eukaryota, Metazoa, Arthropoda, Insecta, Coleoptera, Nitidulidae. Gene Ontology annotation, biological process: regulation of transcription by RNA polymerase II. The transcript is spliced from 6 exons.